UCUUAUCUACCAUAAUAGCCUUAGCUACAGUCCCUAGAUCUCUAAGGAGUAAGGAGGAUUUAGUAAAGAAUUAGUGAGAGUUAGUUGUUGCUGUAUCAUUAAAAUUUUUUUGAGUAUAAUCACCAAACUGAGUCAUCUAGUACUGAGUCAUCGCAUCGGAUAUAAGUCAAGUGCUAAUUCAUUUGUAUGAUAACUAUCAUUGACUAUCAUUAACUAAUAUGCAUAAUCCUAAGAAAUCAGUGCCUAACAACUCUUCGAAUACCGAAGAAAAACCGUCAAAUAUCUCACCAGAUGUUAUAGUGUAUCAGUCUCCAAGUAAUGCUUCCCCGUCAACUCCCGAACAUGCGAUGGCUGAACCUGAUCAUGAACCAAAUCAUGAUCAUGAACAAGAACAAGAACAUGAACAUGAAAUAAAUGAAUCAGAUCAUACUAUAACUACUGAGGAAGAGUCACCACAUAGACCCCUGACUCCUAACCAAAAUCUCGACGAUGUACUUAUGGAUGGUGCUAGUGAUAGUUCCCCCAACUCAUCUCCAUCCCAAUUCAAAUUGCCUGAUUCUAUACUUAAGAAUUUAACUCCAUUAGGUCAUUUGGGUAAGUCUCAUAGACGAUAUUCCGAUGAACGAUAUGAUAUGAUAAAGAAAAGACGUCAAAGCCUUUUAGAAUUCAAAAGAGACAAAUUAUUAGCCAAGUCGAAACUUAUCACUGAGAAGUUACGCAAAUUGUCUGAAACUAACAUUAGCAUAAGAAAUGAUAAGUUAAUCAAAUUGCAUACUGAUUACUCAGAGGCCAAGGAUAGACGCCAGAAAUAUUUGGAUAGAAUUAAACGCAGAGCUUCUCAUUCGAACUCUAUAAUGGAGAAUUUCCAUCUCAUUCAAGACCAAAUCAAAUCAAGUCCAAGUAUAAAUACUGAUAUAAUAAUAACUACGACUAGUGUACCUUCAACAUCAUCAGUUCCAUCUACAGUUCCAACAAGAACUACCGAAGAGCAGUUUGAUAAGUAUGUGCAUGAGAAGUAUAUCAAAGAAGUCAGUAGCAAGAUAUUAAACUCAGGUAUUCUUGACAACUUUGAUCAGAGAAAGCUGAAGGAAGUAUUUACAUUAUUUGGUAAGGAUUCAAGCUACAGAAAUGAAAUCAGAAGUAUAUUGUAUUUUUACAAUAUCCCACAAUUAUCACGAUCUUACCGAACUUUCUUCUAUGCAUUUCUUAUGAUAUGUGAAUUUAAAGAAUGUGUUUUCAAGAAGAUGGGAUACCAUCCAUCAUUCAAUACAAACUUACCCAAUCAGGAAACUCGCAACUUUAUCAAGAAUUUCAUAUGGCUCUUACUUUUCAAGUUUGCCAAUGAAGUCAUUGCUGAUUUCAAAAUAUUAUUAAAGACUGGUUCCAAUGAAUUAUUAUUAAAGUCUUGGAAAUCAUAUACUUUUGUAUUUAAAAUCUUUAAAGGGUAUGAUUAUCAAGAUCUUCAUAAAAUGAUUAAUUCUGCUAUCAAUACUGUGAAUACUCAAAUUGAUUUAGUAGGUGAUGAAGAUGAUGAUGAUGAAUCUUUGGCUGACCAUAGAGAUAACUUUGUUAAAGAGAAAAAUCAACUAGAAAGCUUAUAUGAUGAAUCUCUUGAUCAAUUCUUUGGUGAUGAAGAAACUCAAGUAUUCUUAUCAGCAAUUGAUCAUGAAUUACGAUUCGAUGAUGGAACUUUCCGAAAUACAAUCAGUGUUAAAAGUUUCUAUUUACCGAAGAUGAAGCAUUUACUGAAAUCACAAUGGAGAAAAUUUUGGUUUAAUUAUUAUUUAAAUAAGGGACCAAGUAAUUCUAAAAUAUUAAUGCGAUCAGGUAUAUUAAAACUGAAUAUUGAAACUAAAAAUAAUAUAUUUGUCCUGAUAGAUGAUGUAUAUAAAUGUUUGGGAUUAAAUCGAACUAAUCAGGAAAAAUCUGAUACUAUUCAAGUUCUGGAAUUAGUGAACUUGGUCUAUAGUAUAUUCCUUGAUCUUUGCUUGUUUUACAAUAAACUGGGGAAGAGUAUUUCUCCUUCUCGAUUAAAAUUUAAAGUGACAAAGGAAUCGCAGGACAAAAGUAAUGGAUACGGAUUAAUUCAAGAGCAUUUACUUAUGAUUAAUGAAUUGAUUUCAAUAGUUAGUCCUGAUGAUUACAUUAUGCAUGAACACUCUAAGAAAUGUAGUGACAUUUUCCAACAGGGGACACUAGAUGAUGAGACUGUUAGGAAACAAUUAACUUAUAACUUACGAGAGUUUGAAAGUUUGGUAUCGAGCUUGUUACUAAACUCAUACAAUGUUCAUUCAUUUGAAAAUUUAGUCCAGAUUGAAACUAGUCACUUAAUUUAUAGUUCACCAUAUUAUAAUGCAUUAAAUUCCAAAAUGUUUGUCAGUUCUCCACAUAUGUUAUUUCCUAAGUUCUAUAGAUUUCUUAAGGCAUUUGAUCAUAGAAACAAAUUAGAUUUGAAUAAUUACUUACAUAUCCUAGACAGUACGUACCGGUGUCGACUUCAAGUUAAUCCUACUAGCUUAGGAUUCUUUAAACAUUUAUAUUUUGAUUUAGUGUGUCAUGAGUAUGCACCACAAUACUUGUUGCCUGAUGAACUUAAUGUGUUAUAUUUGGAGGAUUUACAGGGCUUGAAUCGUGAGAUUGGUAAUUUCAUAGAAUCUAAUGCAUUGGUAUAUGUUACCUAUGGUAUCACUUCUAUGAAUGUUUCUGAUCGGUUUACUGAGGUUGUAGCAUACUUUACUGAAGAAAAUAAUGAAAAUAAUGAAAAUAAAGAUAAUAAAGGGGAUUUACGUAGUUUCCUUAUUGAGACAUUAGGCAUUUCAGCUACUGAUGCAUUCCGAGUGUCGUCUGUGAUGGAGAAUACUACCCAGCUUCGGACUGUGUAUUAUUCGAAAUUAUUACAAGGAUUAAAGAAAGAUGGACAAGAUUUGCAGCAAUAUUUUUCUACAGUAUUUCCAUGGUCAAAAACCCAGUCAUUACAGUUAGUAACUAAAAUACAGAGAUUAGUUGAGUAUGUUGUCCAGGUCUAUGGACAAAUUUUCUCGUGGAUAUAUGACGAUUUGGGCAGGCCCCAAUGAGAAAAUAUUAUAUAGUAUGUACAUAAGAUAAUAAAUAAAAAUCAAUAAAAUUUUACAGAGUCAGAAUUAGUGCACAGAGUGUACUACAAAACUUUACUAGAGAAUACUUGCAGUGUGUACUGAAAAUUUUUGCAUCUAUAUUUUGACACGAAAUAAAUUCAUUUAAGCUCACCAUAUCAGCUGAUCAGG
Messenger RNA from Scheffersomyces amazonensis, 3263 nucleotides. RefSeq lists its product as uncharacterized. The coding region runs from base 219 to 3074 and encodes 951 amino acids. The transcript has a single exon. NCBI's taxonomy places the organism in Eukaryota, Fungi, Ascomycota, Pichiomycetes, Serinales, Debaryomycetaceae. The record is from RefSeq and is a predicted model, not a curated record.